Messenger RNA from Phyllopteryx taeniolatus (common seadragon), 1037 nucleotides. RefSeq names its product basic transcription factor 3 (gene btf3). Gene Ontology annotation, cellular component: nascent polypeptide-associated complex; cytosol. NCBI's taxonomy places the organism in Eukaryota, Metazoa, Chordata, Actinopteri, Syngnathiformes, Syngnathidae. The record is from RefSeq and is a predicted model, not a curated record. Bases 140 to 628 code for a protein of 162 amino acids. The transcript is spliced from 7 exons.
CGAAAUUAAAUUCAGGGUAAAAUAUAGCAAUGUAAUCAACGCGCUCAUACACUAAACGUCCCCUUUUUACGUACGUCACUUCCGCCUUCCUUUCUGGGGUCCAUCUUGCUUCCCGCAUGUGUUUGCUGUUAGUUUACAGAUGAAAGAAACAAUAAUGAAUCAAGAGAAAUUAGCUAAACUGCAGGCGCAGGUCCGCAUCGGAGGAAAGGGCAGCGCUCGGCGAAAGAAGAAGGUGGUGCACCGGACGGCCACGGCGGACGACAAGAAGCUGCAGUUCUCCUUGAAGAAACUCGGCGUCAACAACAUCUCCGGCAUCGAGGAGGUGAACAUGUUCACCAACCAGGGCACGGUGAUCCACUUCAACAACCCCAAAGUGCAGGCGUCGCUGGCCGCCAACACCUUCACGGUGACGGGCCACGCCGAGACCAAGCAGCUCACAGAGAUGCUGCCCGGCAUCCUCAACCAGCUCGGCGCCGACAGCCUCACCAGCCUCAGGAGGCUCGCCGAGGCCUUGCCCAGACAAGCCACAGACGGCAAAGCGCCCAUCGCCACCGUAGAAGAUGAUGACGACGAAGUACCAGAUCUGGUGGAGAACUUUGACGAGGCUUCCAAGGAUGAAGCAAACUAGAGGACCAAGUGGGGACCGAUACGUCCGAGUCACAAUGAUUCAAAAAAUACAAAUGUGCUAAAAUGACAUGCAAGCAGCACAAGCGAACCAAAUGCAGCAUGUUGGUGGACAUCCAUGAUGACAUCACUCUCGGAUGCCCAUCAGCAACCUCAGCAGGUGCGCUUCCAUCACCUGUUGAACUGCGCGUACACACACACAGAAUAUAGCUGCCCUGAAAUAUUCUAUUUUUUUUUUUAAAGAACUUUUUGAACAGAUAAAAAAAUUCAACAACACCGGUAGUUAUAACGAAACAAAAAACAAAUAGAAGGCAGCAGUAAAUUUUGCCCUUUGAUAGCAAUGUACGUGUUCAAUAGGAGUAGGAAGUACAAAAAUAAAUAAAAUUAUUUGUUGGGUCCAACCCCAAACCCGA